GAUAAUGAGUAAUAUAUUCAAAUUAAACGAAAAUGACAUCGAUCAAACGCUGUGCUUGUUUACCGUUUCUGUGUGGUUAUUUUUUCUUUAUUGUACCGUGAUGUGUGGGCGUGGUUUGCGGAACGCCACCAAUAGCGCUUCAGUGGGCGUGAUUACGUCUAGCUUUCAUUUAAACUGACAGUGAGUCGACGUUGAGUUGAAGAUAAACAUUGAGGUGGUAGCAAAGACGAUUACACAGGAAAUGGCUCAGGAGACCAACCAGACCCAAGUGCUCUGUGCGAACGGUUGUGGGUUCUACGGGAACCCGCGUAAUAAUGGCAUGUGCUCAGUGUGCUACAAAGAUUCCUUACAGCGACAGAACAACAGUGGCAGAUCCAGUGACCCAGUGUCUUCUAGCAAAAGCAAUAUUGGAGAAACUAUGACGGUACAAUCGACGUCACAGCAUGAACAACACAGAUCUUCUCUCAGCAUCCUUUCCAGUCAGAUUUUGUCAACACCAGCAGCAGCUGCGCAUAAAGAUGAAGCUUCAGGAGUUGCUCAAGCAGCUCUGAAAACACAGGAAAAACCAGAUGAAGUGUCAAGUAGCAAAUUGACAAGAAACAUUCAGGAGAAAGCUAGCACAGACCAGCUGCUUACAGCAGGUAUCUCAGUGGAGUACAGCAUAUCAAGAGGAAAGAGAAAACUAGAAGAAACUUCUCUGCAAGUAGACUUUCAACUGUCUGAAUCAGAUGCCGUCUCAGAGCAGGCUUCUGAUGUACCAGAACAGUCCAAACCCAAGAAGAACCGCUGCUUCACAUGUCGCAAGAAAGUGGGGCUCACUGGCUUCGACUGCAGAUGUGGAAACAUAUUUUGUACCGCUCACCGAUACUCUGACACUCACAACUGUAGUUUUGAUUACAAGGCUGAUGCAGCUGAAAAAAUAAGGAAAGAAAACCCUCUCAUCAUCGGGGAGAAAGUCAAGAAAAUUUGAGCUGUGGAUUGCAAAGAUGUUUUGGCCCUCCCUUCCCAACACCUUUUUUUAGACCCUUAAAAUUGUAUAUGCCACAAUUAACCACAUCUACGCAAGUUUGUUUAGUGCCUUUUUUGUUUUAUUUUACCUCUCAAAUAUAUUUACUAAAAAAAUACUGUGGUUUGUCAACUACUAAAUAUUUAUAUAAUUGCAAAAAUAGGUUAAUUCUCUAAAUUCGUUUUUUUUUUUUUUCUGAUAUACUGCAACAACUUGGGUGGCUGUGCAUUGUGCAAAUCUUGCAUUUAAAACCAUGGCCAAAUUUUGCUAUCGUUUUUUUUGUUGUUGUUGUUUUUCUUGAAAUCAGGAGUAUAAGCAAUACAAUUACAAAUAUUUACUUUUAAAAAAGGUCCUUUUCAUCCUUAUUUCAAAUAAAGGGGCUCAUACAAGUCAUUUCAAAUAUACAAAUGAUUAUGCAUGUGUGACUGAUUUCUCCAAAUUAACAAAUUUUUUGCACUUCACUACAGACUGUGAUUACUUUUUUUAUUGUUCAUAUAUGAGUGAAAGUUUUAUUUAUAUAUUUCAUUUAUGAGUGAAAGUUGUAUUUAUGUUUGUGUGUUCACUGCAUUCAUGUUCAAUAAAAUGACAAAUCACACUGUAGCAAGGGGUAUAGUGAAUCAAUUCAUCUUGCUAUAAUAUCUCUUAUUAGUCAAAUUCUUUAUAAAACACUUGCUUUGGAAUCUGAGCUCUGAGAUAAUUGAAAUAUGACUGAUUUUAAUACAAGACUGGAAUAAAUGCUAAUUUACAUAUUACAUGCUUCUGUUUACUAUCUGAAAGUGUUGCCAAGUCUGCAGGUUUCCCGCCAAAUUAGGCUACUUAAUAUGUUGCAGGAAGAUAUUUUUUUCAAAACCGAGUUGGCAAAAUUGUAGUUAAGUUGUAAUUAAAGGAGGUGGGGGUGUAUGACUUUGUUUGACUUAAACUAGACCAUCAGGUGACUCC
Molecule: messenger RNA, 1945 nt
Organism: Xyrauchen texanus (razorback sucker)
Lineage: Eukaryota; Metazoa; Chordata; Actinopteri; Cypriniformes; Catostomidae
Gene: zfand6
Product: zinc finger, AN1-type domain 6
Exons: 7
Coding region: 242-970 (242 amino acids)
Biological process (GO): protein targeting to peroxisome
Molecular function (GO): zinc ion binding; DNA binding; polyubiquitin modification-dependent protein binding
Source: RefSeq, a predicted model, not a curated record